Xylona heveae TC161 is the source of this 1640-nucleotide messenger RNA. Its product is annotated as alpha/beta-hydrolase. Bases 67 to 1428 code for a protein of 453 amino acids. The transcript has 13 exons. Gene Ontology annotation, biological process: proteolysis. NCBI's taxonomy places the organism in Eukaryota, Fungi, Ascomycota, Xylonomycetes, Xylonales, Xylonaceae. Gene Ontology annotation, molecular function: peptidase activity. The record is from RefSeq and is a predicted model, not a curated record.
CAGUCCAACUGCAUGUAAACAACUAGUUCCCGUCUGUGCUUCAUAUCGUCUCAGAUCAAUCCCAAUAUGGCAUCUGCAAAGCUCUUGAGGACUUUUGGUCCAUACACUGCGCCAGGAAAGUUGAAGAUUUCGGAGCUUUUCUUCAGUGUUCCUAAGGAUUAUGCGCGGCCUAAAGACGGCACUUUGCAGCUUUUUGCAAGAAGCGUGAGGCUUGCUGAGGUAAAUGCAGAUCUAAAGGACGAGAAAGAAAAGCAAUUGCCAUGGAUGGUGUAUUUACAAGGUGGCCCCGGCUUCGAAUGUAGCUCCCCUCAAAACUACUAUUCCUUUGUCAAGCCCAUACUGGACAAAGGCUAUCAGAUCCUGUUUCUCGACCAGCGUGGCACUGGCUUAAGCAGCCCGAUAAGUGCAGCGACGCUUGCACAAAAAGGAAAUGCACAAGAGCAAGCCAAUUACCUAAAGUUUUUCCGGGCGGACAACAUAGUUGCCGACUGUGAAGCUAUUCGAGAGGUUCUCACGGCUUACUAUCCAAAGGGUAAAAAGCAAUGGAGUCUUAUGAGUCAAAGCUUCGGAGGUUUCUGCGCCAUUUGUUACCUUUCCAAAUACCCGGCGUCUCUGAGAGAAGUUUUCACUUGCGGUGGACUUCCGCCGCUGGUCAGACAGCCGGAUGACGUCUACAGACACACAUAUAAAAAGGUCAUUCAACGCAAUCAGGCAUAUUAUAAAAAAUAUCCAGAAGACAUCGAGAGGGUGAAAAGACUUGUGCAAUACUUCGCCGAUCACUCGCCAAAGCUACCUUCUGGUGGACAUCUCUCUGUCUUGAGGUUUCGGCAGUUUGGUCUUGCGUUUGGCACUCAUGGCGGCAUAGAUGUUGUACAUGAGAUUGUGCUCCGUGCGUAUUACGAGCUUGAAAAUCUCGGGUUUCUGACUGUAUCCACCCUGACUACGAUUGACGGUUACUUCCAUUUCGACCAAAAUGUCUUGUAUUCUAUUCUCCAUGAGAGCAUCUACUGUCAAGGAAUGGCCUCAGAGUGGUCUGCAAGCCGCAUAGCUACUGAAUUUCCCCAAUUUCGAAGCGAAGAACUGAAAGAAGAGCCUUUCUUCUUCACAGGUGAAAUGAUCUUUCCUGGGAUGUUCGAUGAUUAUGCCCAACUGGUGCCUCUCAAGGAGGCUGCUAACCUAAUUGCUGAAAAGAUGGACUGGCCGUUCCUUUACGAUGAGAAUCAAUUGCGUAAGAACACUGUACCAGUCUAUGCAGUAGUCUUUGUCGAUGACAUGUACGUGGACUUUGAUUUGUCUCGAGAAACGGCCUCCAAGAUUGGCAAUUGCAAGCAGUAUAUCACGAAUGCCAUCUACCACGACGGGAUUAGGAGCAAGUCGGAGGAUGUCAUCAAGCAACUGUUCGCGCUUCGCGAUGACGUCCUGGAUUAAGCUACUCUGAGCAGGACGCGAUAGCAAGGAGAUUCCAAAUUUCUCGUUGGGAAGAAAAUAACCACUCUGGACAACAUGCACUCAUCGAGGGGCCAGCCAAGGUCUCGUAUGAGAAGCAGAGAGCCCAUUGUCGAGAUGAAAAGGCACAAUCAAUGGAGCUAUACAAUUAAUCACAUAAUUUAGAAAAGAAUCAGAUAGUGUGUAAACUAGAC